Messenger RNA from Thelazia callipaeda (thelaziosis nematode), 849 nucleotides. NCBI's taxonomy places the organism in Eukaryota, Metazoa, Nematoda, Chromadorea, Rhabditida, Thelaziidae. The record is from the annotation of a GenBank genome assembly.
AUGAAUUCUCAAAAUAAAACAGAAGUAGAUAAAUGGGCAGAUCAAGUAAUUGGAGCGCCUUUAAUAAAUAAUCCAGUAACGGUACCUAAUCAGCAGAAUAUGUACAUCGCUCGUUACAUUAGGGAAGGAUUUGUAUAUUUUGGAAAAGCUUGGGAUGAAUGUGGAGGAGUACAAUGUGAAUUUGCAUAUGGAGGGAAAAAAUUGAAAGGAUCUAACAUUAAUGGUAAAAUUCAGAUCUUAACUUAUGAUGGAAAUCACAUUACCACAGGUUUUUUCUAUGAAUGGAUACAACUUGCUAAAUGGUUAAAUCACACUAGUGAUGGAUACCACUCCUUGUUAUGUUGUGGUCAUUCGAAUGGUGUAAUAUUUUGGCCCCAAAAAUCUGCUUUAGGAACAUUAAAUACAGAAAAAAAUAUUGCAACAUUCGUAUGCAAUGGGAAGGUUAUUUCAUUAACGGUAUCCGAAAUUCUCGAAUUUUUGGUUCUUGUACGCAACACACGUGAUAGACCAUUACACUGCUUGUGUGGAUAUUGCCAAAAAAAAAAUUCACUUGAAAAAAUAUCGUAUUCGCCGGCUCGAAUGUUAAUGGUUAACGAAUGGGCUGAUUAUCAUAUCAAUGAUACUUUCCCUACAUCCAAGCAUUUGAUUAAAGCAUUGAAUAGACCAUUGAAUACGUUAGAUGGCCCACAGGACCAAUAUGUUGCUUUAUGGUACCAUUUUGGUACUGCAGUAAUGGGUCGAGCUUGGAACAAUUCUGAAGGCAAAAUUGCGGCUGCAUUUGUUAGGUUGUUGCACCUUUUGUUACAUUUAAAGAAGACAAACAUUACUACAAAUUAUAUAUUUCUAUGA